GAAGUAAAGUCCUAACACGUGGGAGGACCGCAUAUUUUUCCAAGGCUCAACACAGUUAUGGGCACCCUUCGAGGAGUUUGGAAACAAUUGUAGGGGAAUAUAAUUAAGCUCAAAAUCACGGAAUAUCUAUCAUGGAAGAUGAGAUGGGUUCUGGUAAUAGAGAAAGAGAUUUGAACGGCACAAGUACAGAAGUCCAAGCUUUAGAUGCAGGCGCCCUCUUUGUCUUAGAAUCAAAAGGAACAUGGAUUCAUGCUGGCUUUCAUUUAACAACCUCCGUAGUGUCCCCUGCACUUCUGAGUUUGCCGUUUGCUUUUGCCUCUCUUGGAUGGGCUGGAGGAGUAAUAUGCCUUACUAUUGAUGCACUCGUCACUUUCUAUUCAUAUAAUCUCCUUUCCCUCGUGCUUGAGCAUUUGGAAUUGCACGGAAACAGAAAAUUGAGGUUCAGAGAUGUUAGCUAUCAUGUUAUGGGACCCAAGUGGGCUAAGUUCCUUGUAGGACCUAUACAGUUUGCAGUAUGCUGCGGAGCUGUUAUAGCGUGCACGCUGAUCGGCGGGCAGACUCUUAAGUUUAUAUACACUAUUUAUCAUCCACAUGGAGAAAUGAAGCUAUAUAAAUUUAUCAUUUUCUUUGGAGGGUUGAUGUUGAUUCUGGCUCAGAUGCCUUCCUUUCAUUCUCUGAGACACAAUAAUCUCGUGUCCUAUGUUCUGUGCUUUGCUUACAGUAUCUGUGCAGUGAUCGGUUCCAUUCAUGCAGGCAAUUCAAAAGAAGAUUCUGAGAAAGAUUAUUCUUUGGUUGGUAGCACACCAACCAAAAUAUUUGGAGCUUUGAAUUCUUUCUCAAUCAUCGCUACCACUUUUGGGAAUGGAAUCAUUCCAGAAAUUCAAGCAACUCUGGUGCCUCCUGUAUCAGAUAAGAUGUUCAAAGGAUUGUCUAUAUGUUAUGUUGUGGUGGUGUCCACAUUCUACUCUGUGGCAAUCUCAGGCUACUGGGCAUUUGGCAACAAGGCAGAUGGAACUGUCUUUAGCAAUUUCGUCCAAUCUGCGGGGCCUCCGUUUCUUCCUAAAUGGUUUCUAGUUAUCGCAAACUUGUUGGUGCUUCCCCAAGUAUCUGCAGUUGGAAUGGUCUAUUUCCAACCAGUAUUCGAAGUACUGGAAGGAAUAUCUGGAGAUGUGAAACAGGGUAGGUUUUCUCUACGAAAUCUGGUACCCAGAUUGAUUUUAAGGACAUCAGCAGUAGUGAUCGUCACACUUUUGGCUGCAAUGCUACCUUUCUUCGGGGAUGUUAAUGCGUUGAUUGGGGCUUUUGGGUUCAUGCCAUUGGAUUUUGUCUUACCUAUGGUCUGCUUCAACCUGACUUUCAAGCCUUCUAAAAGAAGUAUAAUAUUCUGGGUCAAUAUCAUUAUUUCUGCAGUAUAUUCUAUCAUGGCCCUUUUGGGAUGUAUUGCAGCUAUUCGUCAAAUCUUCCUAGAUGUCAGCAAUUAUAAACUCUUUGCAAAUGUAUAAUUUAUAACAAUUAUUCUUUCUUAGAAAUUGAUUUAAUCUCUGCCACAAAAAAUACAAAAAAAAAUUACAGCUCUUUUGCCCUUUGUCAAAACUCGUUGCAUCAAGAAUAUAAUUAGAUCAAAGGAUCACCAAAACACGUGCAGACUUCAGUUGCAUGUCAAAUGCCACAUUUUAUUAAUGGGAAAGCCGUAAGUUGCAGCGGAAGUUUUGACGUCACGUUCUGCAACACCGCAGCACAGAUACACAGAAUUACCUUAAGUUGCGCUAACUAUGAUUUACAUGUAUUUGAACUCUGUGGAAUGCAAUCCAACCUCUCUCGAUUGAAUCUGGGCCACAAUUAGAAAA
This is a messenger RNA of Cryptomeria japonica (Japanese cedar), 1847 nucleotides long. Its product is annotated as GABA transporter 1. The record is from RefSeq and is a predicted model, not a curated record. The transcript is spliced from 7 exons. Gene Ontology annotation, cellular component: plasma membrane. NCBI's taxonomy places the organism in Eukaryota, Viridiplantae, Streptophyta, Pinopsida, Cupressales, Cupressaceae. Bases 132 to 1502 code for a protein of 456 amino acids.